AUGGCUGACAUCUUGUUCGUUAGUAAUCUAGCCGUGAAAGCCGGGAAGAUGAUUGAAGCUGGCUUCUCAAAAAGUGUUCCGUAUGACAAGAAAGAAUCAUAUGCUGACUUGGUAACUGAAGUGGAUAAGGCUGUGGAGAAUUAUAUCUGUCAAGAAAUCCUUUCAUCGUUCCCUACUCACAAAAUUAUUGCAGAGGAAGGGUAUUCUGGAAACGCCGAGCUUACUUGUUCGCCUACAUGGAUAAUCGACCCGAUUGAUGGAACCUCAAACUUUGUUAGCAGGUUCCCUUUUGUUUGCGUUUCAAUUGCUUACUAUGUUAACAAAGAGCCCGAGCUAGCUGUUGUUUAUAAUCCGAUAUUGAAAUGGCUGUUUCAUGGGAUUCGUAAUCAAGGAGCAUUUCUGAAUGACAAACAAAUUCAUACAUCAAAACUUCAGGAUCUGUCUCAGGCUUUGGUUUUGACCGACUGGGGAGGUGACCGAAAUCCAAGUGUUUUAGAUAUAAAGUCAAACAAUAUUCGCCAAAUAAUAUCGAAAGCUCGUGGAGUGCGCACCAUGGGUUCAGCAGCUUUGCAUAUGUGUCAGAUUGCUGCCGGUAAUGGUGAUAUAUUUUUCGAAUUUGGAAUUCACUGUUGGGAUUAUGCCGCAGCUGUAUUGAUUGUUCGUGAAGCAGGAGGUUUUUGUUGUAAUUUUGACGGUAAACCUGUAGAUUUAAUGGCGAGAAAUGUUAUAUGUGCGGGAACUCCAGAACUAGCUAA
Molecule: messenger RNA, 755 nt
Organism: Schistosoma mattheei
Lineage: Eukaryota; Metazoa; Platyhelminthes; Trematoda; Strigeidida; Schistosomatidae
Source: the annotation of a GenBank genome assembly